Messenger RNA from Phanerochaete carnosa HHB-10118-sp, 383 nucleotides. RefSeq lists its product as uncharacterized. The record is from RefSeq and is a predicted model, not a curated record. Bases 85 to 267 code for a protein of 60 amino acids. Lineage: Eukaryota; Fungi; Basidiomycota; Agaricomycetes; Polyporales; Phanerochaetaceae. The transcript has a single exon.
UCGGUGGUCAUGGACUGACGGAAAUAACGCAGGUUGUCGCAAUUCACCAGCCACGUCAUAUUCAACGAUCCCGGCCUGAAUACAAUGGAAACCAUCCACAGGAAUAUUUACCAAAAUUUCCUGAUAACGGCCAUGAAGAUGCAUCACUACAUCCACAGCUGGAAGCUCAACGUCAUUAGACACCCUUCGUCCCUGCUGAGUCAGUCUAUAAACGUCAGCCCCGAAUUCGGUACACUGAUUCCCAUGCAGACACGAUCCACCAGAUGAUACAUUACACUCACAGUACGAUGCGGAACAAAGCGCGGGGGAGAAUAUCGCGCGCUGUCGGAGGGCGGUGCGAUACGCAGCGGAGCGUCGUAAUGUGGUAAGCAAUCUACCGUAGU